Molecule: messenger RNA, 1569 nt
Organism: Sodiomyces alkalinus F11
Lineage: Eukaryota; Fungi; Ascomycota; Sordariomycetes; Glomerellales; Plectosphaerellaceae
Product: cysteine desulfurase
Exons: 3
Coding region: 1-1569 (522 amino acids)
Biological process (GO): [2Fe-2S] cluster assembly
Cellular component (GO): mitochondrion; cytosol; nucleus
Molecular function (GO): cysteine desulfurase activity; pyridoxal phosphate binding
Source: RefSeq, a predicted model, not a curated record
AUGACAAGUCUUUCAUCGUCGGCGCUGAGGCAGGCGGGCCGUCUCUGUCGCAGGACGGCCGCUACGGGAACACUUAUUUCGACAACAGCAAGGGUGGCGAACGCACCUCUGCAACAAGUUGCUCAACGGCGAUACGUUUCAGAGUCGAGACAGGAUAAUGCUCAAGUCAAAGUCGACACAGCCAUAAAGCUGAACAAGGACGACUUCAUCAACGUCGCCGCUCAGUCCCCAGAUGGCUCCAACAUGAUGGUCAGCCCGAUGGCUGAAGUCCUCAAACAGGCAACGACCAUGGAAGAGGGCCAGCGGCCCAUCUAUCUUGAUAUGCAGGCUACGACGCCGGUAGAUCCGCGUGUCCUAGAUGCUAUGCUUCCCUUCUACACUGGCCUAUACGGCAAUCCCCAUUCGAGGACACACGCGUACGGGUGGGAAAGCGAGAAGGCUGUCGAGGAAGCCCGUGAGCAUAUCGCCAGGCUGAUCGGGGCGGAUCCGAAAGAAAUCAUCUUCACAAGCGGCGCGACCGAGAGCAACAACAUGAGCAUCAAGGGCGUGGCGAGAUUCUUUGGACGCUCAGGCAAGAAGAAGCACAUCAUCACCACGCAGACCGAGCACAAGUGCGUCCUCGAUAGCUGCCGACAUUUACAGGAUGACGGUUUCGAGGUCACAUACCUGCCUGUCCAGCAGAGCGGCAGGAUCGACAUGGCCGAGCUGGAGGCGGCCAUCAAGCCGGAGACGGCGCUUGUCAGCGUCAUGACUGUCAACAACGAAAUCGGCGUCAUACAACCCAUCGAGGAGAUCGGUAAGCUAUGCCGCAGCAAGAAGGUCUUUUUCCAUACCGAUGCCGCCCAAGCUGUCGGCAAGAUCCCCUUGGACGUCAAUGCUAUGAACAUCGACUUGAUGUCCAUUUCUUCCCAUAAGAUCUACGGACCCAAGGGCAUUGGGGCCUGCUACGUCCGGCGGCGACCUCGUGUUCGCCUGGAUCCUCUCAUCACUGGUGGCGGUCAAGAGAGAGGUCUCCGAAGCGGCACGCUGGCGCCGGCCCUGGCCGCCGGCUUCGGCGAGGCGUGCCGCAUCGCCUACGAGGAUAUGGAGGACAUUUGUUGUAACAAAGCACCCAGUCUGAAAAAUAUUUUCUCUCUCUCACGUCUCUAUGAUGCGAAGCGUGUCAAAAAGCUCUCGGAUCGACUCCUGAAGGGCCUUCUCUCCCUCGAGCAUACAACGCAGAACGGUGAUCCCGAGCAUUUCUACCCCGGUUGCGUCAACGUCUCGUUUGCUUAUGUUGAGGGUGAAUCCCUCCUCAUGGCCCUCAAGGACAUUGCCCUCUCGUCUGGCAGUGCCUGCACGUCCGCAUCGCUCGAACCUAGCUACGUCCUAAGGGCGCUCGGAAAUAGCGAUGAAAGCGCGCAUAGCAGCAUUCGGUUUGGCAUCGGUCGGUUCACUACCGAAGCCGAGAUCGACUAUGUGCUGAAGGCCGUGAAGGAGCGGGUCGACUUCCUCCGCGAGCUGAGCCCUCUGUGGGAGCUCGUCCAGGACGGCGUUGACCUCAGCACGAUUCAGUGGAGCCAGCAUUAA